AUGGAAGCGUUAAAGUUGUCGGAGUCGGAAAUCAACUUCUACUUCAGUGCUUUCGAUAGCUGUGAUGUCGAAAAAAGUGGGAAGCUAUCAACGGAGUGUGUGAAGAAGUUUUUGUCUCGCUUUGCUAUUUCAGAUGUCUUGAUAAACGAUAUUAUACAAUUAUCAAAUCCAUCUCCCUAUGGCUUGUGGGGGCGGGUAAAUUUCUUCACGGCACUAAAGUACGUUUCGCUCGCUCAGAGUGGAAUUCCGGUGUCUAGAAAUGAGCUAAUCAGAAACAGAGAAAGUCUCCCCCUCCCAUCAUACCGUGAUAUCUGUGUGCCGUUAAUGGAAAAUGAUAUGUCUACAGGGGAGCAUUCUUCACAUAGUCCUGCCUCCGCUGGGGAUUAUCUUAACUUAGAAAAGCAAUCUUAUGGACGUAUUUGUCACAAAAUUAGGUUUAAAAAGAAUCAGGUAGCUGCAAAUAACAGCAUUUCGGGAGACGGUGCAGGAGAGCCAUGUUUUUCUUCAUGGCCCAAGUGUUACGACGAAGAGCAAAGUCUUUUAACGGAGGAAACUAUCAAACCUGAUAAUUCUGUCUCCUACGAUAACGAAAACAAAACUCCCGGAAAUUCUGAUUGGUGGAUUCCAGACAAGUCAUUCCGGAAAGGCGUACAUUUAAACACCGGUUACUCAUCGUCCCGAUCUUCUGGUACUGUUACUUCUCAGGACUCUAACUCGUCUACUUAUUUUGCUAGCACUAUUGAAGAGUGUAAAAACAUCAAGAAAUUACAUGAUGCCAGUGUAUGGAGUUAUCGAGAUUUACCCGAUCACUCAUCGGAUCAACUUAGUGGAAUUCAACUAAAAGGGAGUUCUACAGAUCAUUCUUUACAGAACACUGAUUCUCAACGUACAAAUUCUCAGAACAAAUAUCAGUUUUCACUGAAUAGUGACCAAAAAUCUGAAGUUAACAAAUGGAAAGUAUCACACUAUCGUAGCUCUUCAUUCCCAUUCUCACAAUAUAAUAACACUUAUUGUAAUCGAAAUGAAAAACGUAGAGAAAAACAUCUUAAAUGGUUAUCAUCAUUCGCAUUACAAUCAAAGAGAGAAGCUGAAUACGCAUCACAGUUUGAUGAGUUCUUUAUUUCAAAAGACAUUGAUAACCUUGUUACUAAUUGCCAUUUGUUAGUAACACGCUCGGAAGUAACGCAAUUAUUUACAGCUCAAUAUAGAAUCUCGUCAGUUGAUUUUGACAAUAUUUGGUUAACUGCUGAUAUCAAUCGGGACAAUUAUUUAGAUAAAGCUGAAUUUUGUUUAGCCAGUCAUUUAGCACAUUUGCUUGGUCAUCGUGGUUUAUCAUUGGAUGAUGCCGUUAGUGCUUGCAAACCUUAUAUCAGUAAAAUUAUUAGAAGGUUAAGGAAGUCUGAAGCCAAAGGUAAUCAAUUCGACCUUCCUCACCUAGAAUAUUUAUGCGCCACUGGUUUACUGAACAAUGGUUCAAAAUAUAAUUCAAUAAAUAAUCCAUUGCUGAAACAACACUCUGCGAUAGACAUUUUUAAUAAAAGAAACCCAAUUGUUUUUGAUGAUUCUUGUUCCUUGAAUAUGGAUUCUGCCUUUGGUUUUUCUGAGACUAAUUCUAAAAGUUUAUAUUAUAAUUCAUUUGAAAAUUUGUCACACUGUCCUGUUGUUAGUUGUGAUAGUUAUAGUAAGUCUUCAUCUUCAACUGGAAUUGUUGGUAGUUCCUCUUCCUCUUCGACAUCAUCUUCAUCCUCCAAUCCAUCCUCCUCACGCUUAUCUGCAUCACCAUUUUCGUCGUCUGAAAUUAGUGGUUCUGUUGAUUCAGUGCAUUUAUCAAGUGAAAAGACUAGUACAAAUAACCCAUAUAUUGAUCCGAUCCAAUUACUAUCUGCAGUCACUGGCCAUCGAAAAACGUUUUUAUCUGAAUUAUCUAGUAGUCGUCGACGUCGUCUUUUGUCUUCACUUAUUCGGGAAGCCAAAUCGGUCAAUCAUACCUUACUUCGUUUAAAUAAUGAAAUGCAAGGUGAACUUGCUGAGUUGAAUGAUCAGCGAGUUAAUUUACGUGCACAACUUCAACAUUUGGGACUACAACCAGCAGUUUGA
Molecule: messenger RNA, 2097 nt
Organism: Schistosoma guineensis
Lineage: Eukaryota; Metazoa; Platyhelminthes; Trematoda; Strigeidida; Schistosomatidae
Source: the annotation of a GenBank genome assembly